Molecule: messenger RNA, 850 nt
Organism: Macrobrachium nipponense
Lineage: Eukaryota; Metazoa; Arthropoda; Malacostraca; Decapoda; Palaemonidae
Product: neutral alpha-glucosidase AB-like
Exons: 4
Coding region: 209-835 (208 amino acids)
Biological process (GO): N-glycan processing; carbohydrate metabolic process
Molecular function (GO): carbohydrate binding; alpha-glucosidase activity
Source: RefSeq, a predicted model, not a curated record
GAUGUGCUGGAUAAAUCAUCAAAUGGAUUUACAAUGAAAUUUGGUACUAGCCAAGUGGUUGUCCAAGCCAGUCCAUUAAAAGUAGAUCUGUACAGCCAUGGGCAACUAGUUGUUAGUACCAAUGCCCGUGGCCUUUUGAAAUUUUGAACAGUACAGAAACAAAGUUGAAAAUGAAAAUCCUCCUCAAGAAGGGGAGGAGCAACCAAAUAUGUUGCUGGAUGAUGAGGAAGAUAAGGACGGCCUUUGGGAAGAGACAUUCAAAGGCCACACAGACUCGAAACCAAAUGGUCCUGCAUCUGUUGGAAUGGACAUAUCUUUUGUUAAUUCCAAACAUGUGUAUGGUAUCCCUGAGCACGCCGAUUCUUUUUCUUUGAAAGAAACAACAUCCACAGAUCCGUAUCGAUUGUAUAACCUGGAUGUCUUUGAAUAUGAAGUGGAUAAUCCCAUGGCCUUGUAUGGGGCUGUUCCUGUAAUGGUGUCUCAUACUGCUCAGCAAACAGUUGGUAUUUUCUGGCAUAAUGCUGCAGAAACAUGGAUUGAUAUCAAGAAAUUGCCAGACACUAAUGUAGUGUCAUCUAUAACUGGGUUUUUCUCAGGUGGCGACUCAGACCCUCCUCAAGUCUCAACACAUUGGUUUUCUGAAUCUGGGAUAAUUGAUUUGUUUGUCAUGCUUGGACCAAGGCCUACAGAUGUCUUCAGGCAGUAUGGAGAGAUUACUGGCAACAACCCCCUUCCACCGGUAAUUGUAACUCUCACUGUGACCCCUAUCUCUAAGACAACUGAUUUACUAAACUGUUUUCAAAGAAAAUAUUACGUUUCAGUUUUAUGUAUAUAGAUUAGAUUUAAAUUG